Messenger RNA from Cucurbita moschata (crookneck pumpkin), 1705 nucleotides. Its product is annotated as phosphoserine aminotransferase 2, chloroplastic. Bases 109 to 1389 code for a protein of 426 amino acids. NCBI's taxonomy places the organism in Eukaryota, Viridiplantae, Streptophyta, Magnoliopsida, Cucurbitales, Cucurbitaceae. The record is from RefSeq and is a predicted model, not a curated record. Gene Ontology annotation, cellular component: chloroplast stroma; cytoplasm. The transcript has a single exon. Gene Ontology annotation, biological process: L-serine biosynthetic process. Gene Ontology annotation, molecular function: pyridoxal phosphate binding; O-phospho-L-serine:2-oxoglutarate transaminase activity.
UUGUAAGAAGCCAUUGGGGCGUCCACCAAACCCUUUCCCUUCAAAAACCAGACUCACUUCUUCAUCUUCUUCAAAUCUUUCUCCCCUUCUCUCAAAAUCUUCUCAUCCAUGGCGGCCACUACUUCCCCUACCUCCUUUCUUCUUCAGAAUCCACAUACCCACCAUGUCAAAUCUUCCAUUUCCACCUCCCACUUCAACACCCUCCCUCUCCCUUCUCCCUCUCCAAAGCGCAUCUCAAUCUCCUGUGUAGCGUCCACCACCACCUCUGUCGGGAUCCAAAAUCCCUCUUCGUCGCAGAAUCCUUCCGAUGAUCGGGUCUUCAACUUCGCCGCUGGCCCUGCCACCUUGCCCGAGACUGUCCUGAGAAAGGCUGAGUCUGAGCUCUUCAACUGGCGCGGAUCUGGCAUGAGCGUUAUGGAAAUGAGCCACAGAGGUAAAGAUUUCACAUCCAUAAUCCAGAAGGCCGAAUCAGAUCUCCGUAGCCUUCUGGAUAUUCCCUCCGAUUACGCCGUUUUGUUCUUGCAGGGUGGCGCCACCACUCAAUUCGCUGCGAUCCCUUUGAAUCUGUGCAAGCCCGACGACACCGUCGAUUAUGUCGUCACUGGUUCAUGGAGCGACAAGGCCUUCAAAGAGGCUCAGAAAUACUGUAAACCUAAGGUAAUUUGGUCCGGCAAAUCGGAAAAAUACACCAAAAUCCCUGCAUUCGAGGAUCUGGAACAAAGCCCUAAUGCCAAAUAUAUGCAUAUUUGUGCAAACGAGACCAUCCAUGGAGUUGAAUUCAAGAACUACCCAAAUCCGAAGAGCCUCUUGGUGGCCGAUAUGUCCUCCAAUUUCUGCUCGAAGCCUGUGGACAUAUCCAAAUUUGGGAUAAUUUAUGCAGGAGCACAGAAGAAUGUAGGGCCAUCUGGGGUCACCAUUGUAAUCAUCAGGAAGGAUCUGAUCGGUGGAGCACAAGAGAUCACUCCAGUGAUGUUGGACUACAAGAUCCACCAUGAAAACUCGUCGCUCUACAACACCCCACCUUGUUAUGGCAUCUACAUGUGUGGAUUGGUAUUUGAAGAUCUGCUGGCACAGGGGGGGCUAAGGGAGGUAGAGAAGAAGAACAAGAAGAAGGCUGAGAUCCUUUACGAGGCAAUCAACCAGAGCAACGGGUUCUACCGGUGCCCGGUCGAGCCAUCGGUGAGGUCGUUGAUGAAUGUACCAUUUACUCUAGAGAAGGCAGAAUUGGAAGGCGAGUUUGUGAAGGAAGCAGCAAAGGAGAAGAUGGUUCAGCUGAAGGGACAUAGAUCAGUGGGAGGAAUGAGAGCUUCAAUAUACAAUGCAAUGCCAUUGGCUGGAGUGGAGAAAUUGGUUGCUUUCAUGAAGGAAUUCCAGGGAAGGCAUGCUUGAUAAUAUCAUACAAUGUGAGAUGUAAUUUGCAGGUCUGAAGUGAAAUAACGCUGGAUCUUUGUUUUGUUUUGGGUUUUGUUUCUUUUUUUGUUGGUGAUCUUGCUGGAUCUUUGUUUGUCCAAUGUGGGGGUGGGGAGUUGUGUUUUUUAGUGGGGUUUUUGAGAUAAAUUUUCACAUGAGGAUUUUUGAUCUUCUGCAGAAAAAAGAUGAGUAGUAGUAGUCGUAGUUUAGGCUGAUGAUUAUAUAAUAAUCGAAGCUUUUGAGUCAAUAAUUUCUAUAGGCUGCUAUAUCAAUCAAGGCUUUGACUCUAUAAUAA